UCGAGCGCCGCCCUCGGAGACCUCGGGUUGCUAGGAGGGCGGGGAGCAGACGCGCACCCCGGGACGCGCGCCGCCUAUUUCCGGGCGUCGCCGCGGGGCCAGCCCGAGCUGCUGGGCGGGGCCGCGGCCGGGACCCAGCAGGAGGCGACGAGGCGACCCCGGCGCGCCGACCCCGGGGAACCAUGGCCGGCUGCUGCUCGGCGCUCGGGGCCUUCCUGUUCGAGUACGACACGCCGCGCAUCGUGCUCAUCCGCAGCCGUAAAGUGGGGCUCAUGAACCGCGUGGUGCAGCUGCUCAUCCUGGCUUACGUCAUCGGGUGGGUGUUUGUAUGGGAAAAGGGCUACCAGGAAACGGACUCUGUGGUCAGCUCAGUGACAACCAAGGCCAAAGGUGUGGCUGUGACCAACACUUCUGAACUUGGAUUCCGGAUCUGGGAUGUGGCGGACUAUGUGAUUCCAGCUCAGGAGGAAAACUCGCUCUUCAUCAUGACCAACAUGAUCAUCACUGUGAACCAGACACAGAGCACCUGUCCAGAAAUUCCUGAUCAGACCACCAUUUGUAACUCAGACUCUGACUGCCCUGUUGGCUCGGCAGGCAUCCACAGCAACGGAAUUGGGACAGGAAAAUGCGUGCCAUUCAAUGAGUCCGUGAAGACCUGUGAGGUGGCAGCCUGGUGCCCAGUGGAGAAUGACGCUGGCGUGCCAACGCCAGCUUUUUUAAAGGCUUCGGAGAACUUCACCCUCUUGGUAAAGAACAACAUCUGGUACCCCAAGUUUAAUUUCAGCAAGAGGAAUAUCCUCCCCAACAUCACCACUUCCUAUCUCAAAUCGUGCAUUUAUGACGCUCAAACGGAUCCCUUCUGCCCCAUAUUCCGCCUCGGCAAGAUUGUGGAGGACGCCGGGCACAGCUUCCAGGAUAUGGCAGUUGAGGGAGGCAUCAUGGGCAUCCAGAUCAAGUGGGACUGUAACCUUGACAGAGCCGCCUCCCUCUGCCUGCCCAGAUAUUCCUUCCGGCGCCUUGACACCCGGGACCUGGAACACAAUGUGUCUCCUGGCUAUAAUUUCAGGUUUGCCAAGUACUACAGGGACCUCACUGGCAAUGAGCAGCGCACACUCAUCAAAGCGUAUGGCAUCCGCUUUGACAUCAUUGUGUUUGGAAAGGCUGGGAAGUUCGACAUCAUCCCUACCAUGAUCAACGUUGGCUCGGGCUUGGCACUGUUAGGGGUGGCGACGGUGCUGUGUGACGUCAUCGUCCUCUACUGCAUGAAGAAAAGAUACUACUACAGAGACAAGAAAUACAAGUAUGUGGAAGACUAUGAGCAGGGUCUCGCCGGUGAGAUGGACCAGUGAUGCCUGACCCUGCACUUCAACCCCACAGCGCCCUCAUCCAAGCAGUGAGAGGGAGAAAUAGCUGCUGCAUCACUCUAGAGAAAGUCCCAGAGUUUCUCUGUCCCCUCCACUCCACAAACUCUCAGGGUUGCCCAGCUGGUCUUGUUUCAGUUUUGCCGUUUUUGAGCCUGGGUCUUGCUCCGAGGCUCAGCUGGGCUUCUUCAGACUCAGAAUCUUCUUGCAUCUGUCCCCAGAAGUGCUGGGAUGACGGAGGAACACCACAACACUCAUCUCCUUGUGGGUUCUGGCCUUUUUUUUUU
This is a messenger RNA of Onychomys torridus (southern grasshopper mouse), 1648 nucleotides long. It is a transcript of the gene P2rx4, whose product is annotated as purinergic receptor P2X 4. The record is from RefSeq and is a predicted model, not a curated record. Gene Ontology annotation, molecular function: purinergic nucleotide receptor activity; extracellularly ATP-gated monoatomic cation channel activity; ATP binding. Bases 183 to 1349 code for a protein of 388 amino acids. Gene Ontology annotation, biological process: monoatomic cation transmembrane transport; response to ATP. Lineage: Eukaryota; Metazoa; Chordata; Mammalia; Rodentia; Cricetidae. The transcript has 12 exons. Gene Ontology annotation, cellular component: nuclear inner membrane; plasma membrane.